This is a messenger RNA of Varanus komodoensis (Komodo dragon), 4589 nucleotides long. It is a transcript of the gene SRSF12, whose product is annotated as serine and arginine rich splicing factor 12. Lineage: Eukaryota; Metazoa; Chordata; Lepidosauria; Squamata; Varanidae. Bases 1883 to 2485 code for a protein of 200 amino acids. Gene Ontology annotation, molecular function: RNA binding. The record is from RefSeq and is a predicted model, not a curated record. The transcript is spliced from 4 exons.
CCGGGUUGCCGCUUUUUUAAGCGGCUCUGCUCCUGUGUCUUUAAGGGGCACAGAAAGCGGAAGUGCGCGGGGAAGCUUCGCCCGUCGCGGCUGAGAAGCCGGCAGAAGUCUCACCUAAUCUUUUCCUAGCAGCCUUAACAAUGGGGUUAUUGUUUUUUCAGUUGUGGGUACAGUUCUUUGCGCCCUGGGGUCUCUCAGAGGCACACCAGUAGGCCGAGGAUUUUUUCAAAGACGAAUUUAAGCGGCAAUUUCCUUCUCGUGGAAAACAAUUGAGCCGGUUCCUACAGGGAAAAGCAACCUUCUCAGGGAAUACUGAAAAUGUAAAGCAGUCCACAGUGGCUGGCAAGCACCCCAAAGUUUGAAUGAACCUGGUUAGAUAGAGUCCAAGCAGGCAAGCCAAAAGACACCUUAAAGUUCAAGCUUCAAGGAAUAAAGAGGGAGGGUGGAAAAGGAUAAAAAGAAAACUGGAAGAGGGGAAGUCCUUUUUCAAGGAAAAGACAAAGCCACAACACCAAGUUAAGGCUUCGGCUUUCCGACAUUUGCUCAAGUUCCAAAGUCAAAGCCAAGUCUGAUUUGGUUGGUUCUACGGCCCUUGUCAAGUCCAUCUAGCAAGCCCUAAAGAGUAAAGGUCAAGAUCAAGUGACGUGGAGGUAACUGCCAAAGUUUCGUUUUGUAUCUUAUCGCUCAAGCUCUUACAUUUCAGUCAAGAAUUUGUUUGUUUAUAAAUGUUCUACCUUUAAAUAUUGCUUCCUUAGUGUAGCACAAUUGAACUGUAUGCAAAUGUUUGUUUAGUAAAUUAAUCUUUUCCCUAGCAGAAAAAUUUGAAUGGAAUACUGAAAUAUAUUAGCCAUUUAGAUGAUCUAGUGCAUUUUUAUGGCAUCAGUAGUCAUUUGUUUUAAGUACAGGGAAUAAAGAAGGAAAAACUAGAGGAAAGUCAAAUGUUUAUUAGUAUGGAAAUGUUUGCAGAAUAGCAGCAUUUGUACAACUAAUUCAUUCAAUGUAUUUGAUUUUUGCCUAUUAGAAUAUGCUAAUUUUAAAGGCCUUAAAAUAAGAUGUACAUAAUGUAAAUAACUUGAACUGAUGCAGUUAUUCAUUACAAGUGUAGAAUCUCCAAAAUACAUGGAAAUGCCCUUUUGCCAUUCCUACCAGUGGAAAAGCAACUGUGUAUACACAGACUUGCAACUGAAAGGGAAAUCCAAUGUGCAAAAAACCAUACAUCAAAUCAAAAUCCUUAUGUGCAUUUCUAUGCACAUGCACAUUUCUGGAUUUGAACAAUUAGAUUUUGGAGGCAUUCAAUGUUACUUUGCUUCUUUGUAAAAUAAGGAUCGCCUCACACUAAUAUUCCAUGGUGAUUUCUGUGCUAUAUACCAAGUGUGAAAGAAGGUUUACAUUUUCAAAAGCUGACUCCAGGAUUUUGACAACUUCAGGCAAGAUACCUCUUAAUUUGAAAGAGACAUGGCUUACAAACAAAAUUAUCACACUCACCUUCCUAGGUUCCUUAUGCAAAAUGAGAAUGACAACAUUCUUAGGAUAGAGGAACCUUUUUCUUUUUGAGAAGCUCUGGUAAAUGCCUGAGCUUGCCAUUUUCUGGACCCAGAUUUGUUUUAAAACAUGCUAUGCAUAUAUUCAAGGAUUUGGUGGUCACUCUUAGUUCUCUGAAUGUUGGAAGAUAUGUGUCAUCCUUUCAUAUUUUAUGUAUUUACCACAAUAAAUGCUGCUGAAAUAGUGUACUCAAGUGGCCACAUAAAAUAUGAAGUGGCUGUAACUUAAAUGGCAUAUAAAAAAAAACUUGCUUGAUUUUAAAGCAUCUGAGUAUGUCUGUGUUAUAUGAUACAAUUUUCUUUUGCUUUGUGCAUGUUUAAAGUGUCCUUAACAGCCAGUCAUGUUUGAAGAUGUUCGUGAUGCAGAAGAUGCUCUUUAUAACCUCAAUAGAAAGUGGGUAUGUGGCCGGCAAAUUGAAAUACAAUUUGCACAAGGUGAUCGCAAAACACCAGGUCAGAUGAAAUCGAAAGAGCGUCGUCAGUGUUCUCCAAUGGACUACAGAAGGUCAAGGAGCCGCAGUCGAAGGAGGACACGUAGCAGAAGUUCCUCGUGGGGAUGGAGUAGGAGACACUCUGACAGUUUUAAGGAGUCAAGGCGUGGACGACAUUCUUACAGCCCAUCUAAAUCUCGCUCAAAAUCUCUUCCAAGGCAUUCCAGUUCACCAAGACGGUCGGUUACGCCCCAACGGAAUUCUAGUUCUCGAGGAAGGUCGCAAUCAAAAUCACCCCAGAGAAGUUCAAAAUAUGUUGAAAAAUCACCAUCUAGUUCCCAUCGAAGACGUUCCAAUUCAAGAACAAAGUCACGAUCACAUCCAAAACGUUCAGGCUCAGCUACUAGAUCACUGUCUAAAUCUCCACGGAAACAUACAAAUUCCAGUUCUCGCUCACACUCCAGGAGUUUUUAUCAAAGAAAUAGUAACCAGUCAGUAUCUGAAGAAGAUUAGUGCAUCUAUUUCAUUAAUACAGAUUUUAUGAGCACAAAAUGAGAACAAAACUUGUCCAAAGCUUAUCUGAAAUAUACAGUAAUUAAUAAGAGGUCUUGCUGUGUUGUCCUUUUGGUUGAUGCUUAAGUGUACGGAACACUUUUUUGUAAAAAUCUAGUCCAGCACCCUUUCUUUGAGUCAAAUAAUAGUUGAUCUGGAGGUCCCUGCAGCUGGGCCAGCUGGUGCCCUUCUUUGUGCUGAUGAAACUUAGGCUACUGCUGAACUGGACUGUGUUUUAUUUUUCCCAAGCAGAACUAUCGUGUGCUCCUUGCUUCAAAUCCUUGGUGCUGCCACAGCCUAAUGUUAGUGUACUGGAUAGAAGCUGUACUUGGAUCUUUGCCCAUGUUCCAUAAGGUGGGAGUAGCCAUCAAGUUGUGCCUUUCUUAUCUCUCACAGAAUACUUCUGUAGCUCUUGCAGUACAAGUAAGGCUUGCACUGAAAAUCUGCACCUCGGAUAGGAUUCAGCUGCCCAAAAUAGCCUUUUGCUAUUGAUUUUAAUCUUGAUUUGAAUUAAAUGAGGUUGCUAACCCCUGUUUGACUAUCUUUUUUGGCAAUAUUUCAGUGCCUCUUGGAAUAUCAAGAGUACUGAAUUCAGGUGUGAAGAUAACUUCUUCAGAUAAUUAGUCUUGGGGUUGUGGGAUGCUCUGCAACAUGAACUUUAGGUUUGAAAUGGUCUUUCAAAUUAAGCUAGUUUGUGUUCAGUCUAGAGAAGUAUCUUAACAUGGGAAAUUUGAAUAACUGUCUAGACUCUCAUCUGUUUGAUCUACAUUUGUUAAAAAUACUGAAAUGAAAAUUUGCAGUUAAUUUCCCUACAUGUCUCCAUUUUGAAAGAGAAGUGCUAAUUGAUCUUAAUUAACUUAUCCAAACAUCCAACACAGAAUGUUUUUGGAUAUCCAUUUCUCUUGUCAACCAAACUGCAGGUACACAGGGGAAGGAGUGUUUGAAAGUCCUUUCCAUCCCCUAACUAACCAUCCCCUAACAGAAAUGUGUAUGUAGAUUUCCAGACUGGGUACAUGAUCAGUGGGAUAGGGCAGAUUUUAAUCAGAUCUUAACAGGUGACAGAAUAAGGUGCAAGUGAAAUUGCAAAAUGAACUGUACCACUUCAUACAAGAGAGAGCACUUUUGAAUGUUCCCAUAUAUAAUAAUUAUUUCAAAAAUCCCUGAAAAUUGAAAACCUGCUUGGCAAGACACAUGCUUAGGCUAGAAUCUUGCUUUCUGAUACUGUUUUUUCCUUUUCAUAAUAUGUGGGGGCAGGAAGUUAACAUAAAAGAUUUCACUAUGUGAACUGUCGUAAACUGUCCAUACAGCUUCAGCUCUUGGGUGGUAUAGAAGUGAAAUAAAGAGAUCCUCCCAUCUACAGACUGAAACGACAUAGUUCCUUCUAUCAACCCAGGCUGUUGCACGUGUAGAUGCAACCUUUGACUAUGUGCAGUGGCCUCUUGCACUUGUAGAAUGAAAAAUGACAUGUUCUCAGUCACUGGAUCAAGGCCAAUGCACAUGAGAAAGCAGGUCUAACAAGCAUUGGACAUAUAAGAAAAGGAGCUGAUAGGUAAUACAGUCAUUUUCUGACACUGUAAUAUAAGUCAUUAAGCAAUUACUUUCAUGUGUGGUUGAACUUUUUUUUGUGUGAAACUCUUUAAGUGGUUAACUUUAAUGUACAAAUCUUCAUUUACAUUCUGUAUUUUCAAACUAUCGUAUUAGAAGAUCUAUGUAGAAGACAUGUUCAAGCAUUUUAAAAUUCUGAGCCCCUAAAGUUAUUUAACAGUUGAACAGUUGAGUACAAAAUUAUUAGCCUGUUUAACUCAAGUAACAGAGGAUAGAUUAAAAAGGUUUUGUAUUUUACAUGAUAUUACAAUUAUGUUGUGUAGUAACAUUUGGAAACUAUAAUUUGCAUUUAAAUGUAUGGUAGUUGUGAUGUCUGUUACAUGGUACAAGUACUGUACUGUUUUAAUUGUAGUGACAGUAAAACCACUUUCACUUAAUGAGAGAUUAUACUGUUGUGUUGGGAGUAGUAUUAUUUCAUAACGUAACAUUAUUUUCAAUAAAAAUGAGGUUUCCUUUUUAA